This is a messenger RNA of Eptesicus fuscus (big brown bat), 3618 nucleotides long. It is a transcript of the gene GPR158, whose product is annotated as G protein-coupled receptor 158. Lineage: Eukaryota; Metazoa; Chordata; Mammalia; Chiroptera; Vespertilionidae. Gene Ontology annotation, cellular component: membrane. Bases 1 to 3618 code for a protein of 1205 amino acids. Gene Ontology annotation, biological process: G protein-coupled receptor signaling pathway. Gene Ontology annotation, molecular function: G protein-coupled receptor activity. The transcript is spliced from 11 exons. The record is from RefSeq and is a predicted model, not a curated record.
AUGGGAGCCAUGGCUUAUCCUUUACUCCUCUGCUUCCUGCUCGCUCCUCUGGGACUGGGAGCUGCUGGUGCCAGCCGCGACCCUGCGGGACGGCCGGGUUUCCCUCGAGAGAGGACCCUGAGGGCGAAGCAGCACGCCCAGCAGCCGUCUCGAGCCUCUGCCUCGGACCCCUGGGCUCCCGGGAGCCGCUCCACCGACGGCACCAUCUUGGCGCAGAAACUCUCCGAGGAGGUGCCCAUGGACGUGGCCUCUUACCUCUACACCGGGGACUCCCUCCAGCUGAAGCGAGCCAACUGCUCCGGCCGCUAUGAACUGGCGGGCCUGCCGGGGAAGUCGUCGGCUCUAGCCAGCUCCCAUCCUUCUUUGCACGGGGCACUGGACACGCUGACACACGCCACCAACUUCCUCAACAUGAUGCUGCAAAGCAAUAAGUCGCGGGAGCAGAACUUGCAGGACGACCUGGAGUGGUACCAGGCGCUCGUGCGGAGUCUCCUGGAGGGCGAGCCCAGCAUCUGCCGGGCGGCCAUCACCUUCAGCACCCAGUCGCUGUCCGCGUCCGCGUCCGCGUCCGCGUCCGCCCCGCAGGUCUUCCUCCAGGCCACGCGCGAGGAGAGCCGGAUUCUGCUUCAGGACCUGUCCUCCUCGGCUCACCACCUGGCCAACGCCACGCUGGAGACCGAGUGGUUCCACGGCCUCCGGCGCAAGUGGCGGACCCAUGUACAGCGGCGGGGCUCCAAUCAGGGCCCCCGGGGCCUGGGCCACAGCUGGCGGCGCAGAGACGGGCUUGGAGGCGACAAGAGCCCCGUCAAGUGGUCUCCGCCUUAUCUGGAGUGCGAGAACGGGAGUUACAAGCCCGGAUGGCUGGUCACUCUCUCCGCGGCUUUCUACGGGUUGCAGCCUAACUUGGUCCCGGAAUUCAGGGGUGUCAUGAAAGUGGACAUAAAUCUUCAGAAAGUAGACAUUGACCAAUGUUCAAGUGAUGGCUGGUUUUCAGGAACUCAUAAAUGUCAUCUCAACAAUUCAGAGUGUAUGCCGAUUAAAGGCCUUGGAUUUGUGCUUGGAGCCUAUCAGUGCAUUUGUAAAGCAGGAUUCUAUCAUCCCCGAGUCUUCUCAGAGAACAAUUUUCAAAGAAGGGGUCCGGAUCACCAUUUUGCGGAAGGAGCAAAAGAUGUGUCAGAAGAAGCCCAUGUCUGCCUACCCUGCAGGGAGGGCUGCCCCUACUGUGCCGAUGACAGCCCCUGCUUUGUCCAGGAGGAUAAAUACCUGCGACUUGCUAUCAUCUCCUUCCAAGCCCUGUGUAUGCUGCUGGACUUCGUUAGCAUGCUGGUGGUCUACCACUUUCGCAAAGCAAAGAGCAUCAGAGCAUCGGGCCUUAUCCUGUUGGAAACUAUCCUUUUUGGGUCUUUGCUUCUAUACUUUCCAGUUGUCAUUUUAUACUUUGAGCCGAGCGUAUUUCGCUGCAUUCUCCUAAGAUGGGUCCGUCUUCUCGGUUUUGCUACUGUUUAUGGAACUGUCACUCUCAAGCUUCACAGGGUUUUGAAAGUGUUUCUUUCACGAACAGCCCAACGGAUUCCAUAUAUGACUGGUGGACGGGUUAUGAGAAUGCUGGCGGUAAUACUCCUGGUAGUAUUUUGGUUUCUUAUUGGCUGGACUUCAUCUGUUUGCCAGAAAUUGGAGAGGCAGAUUUCACUUAUUGGCCAGGGGCAAACAUCUGAUCACCUCAUCUUCAAUAUGUGCCUCACUGAGCGCUGGGAUUACAUGACAGCAAUUGCUGAAUUUUUAUUCCUCUUGUGGGGUGUUUAUCUCUGCUAUGCAGUGCGGACAGUCCCAUCAGCAUUUCAUGAGCCACGCUAUAUGGCUGUUGCAGUUCACAAUGAGCUGAUUAUCUCUGCUAUAUUCCAUACAAUUAGAUUUGUCCUUGCCUCAAGGCUUCAGUCUGAUUGGAUGUUGAUGCUGUAUUUUGCACAUACUCAUUUGACUGUGACAGUCACCAUUGGGUUACUUUUGAUUCCAAAGUUUUCACAUUCAAGCAAUAACCCACGAGAUGACAUUGCUACAGAAGCAUAUGAGGAUGAGCUAGACAUGGGCCGGUCUGGAUCCUACCUGAACAGCAGUAUCAACUCAGCUUGGAGUGAGCACAGCUUGGAUCCAGAGGACAUCAGGGAUGAGCUGAAGAAACUCUAUACCCAGUUGGAAAUAUACAAAAGGAAGAAGAUGAUCACAAAUAACCCCCACCUCCAGAAAAAGCGCUGCUCAAAGAAGGGCUUGGGCCGAUCAAUCAUGAGGCGUAUAACCGAGAUCCCAGAGACGGUCAGCAGGCAGUGUUCCAAAGAAGACAAGGAACUCACAGAUCACAGCACAGCCAAAAGCACCGCCCUCGUUAGGAAGAACCCACAAGAGUCUUCAGGUAACACUGGGAAACCCAAGGAGGAAUCCCUGAAAAACCGAGUCUUCUCAGUGAAGAAAUCCCACAGCACUUACGAUCAUGUGAGAGACCAAACGGAAGAGCCCAAUAGCUUACCCACGGAGAGCCAAGAAGAGGAAGCCACAGAAAAGUCCACACUGGAGUCUCUGUCCAGUAAGACACUAACACAGGCACUGAAGGAAAACAGCGAGGCUGAGUCCACGGAGUCUGUGCCUUUGGUCUGUAAGUCAGCAAGCGCUCACAAUCUCAGCUCAGAGAAGAAGCCAGGGGGGCAUCCCCGAACAUCCAUGUUACAAAAGUCUCUCAGUGUCAUAGCAAGUGCCAAGGAGAAGACUCUUGGGUUAUCUGGGAAAACCCAAACAUCAGGUGUGGAAGAACGUGCUAGAUCCCAGAAACCUCUGCCAAAAGAUAAAGAGACAAACAGAAAACACUCAAAUUCAGAUAACACAGAGACUAAAGAUUCUGUCCCUCAAAACUCGAAUAAUUUGGAAGAGCCAAGAAAACAUCAGAAAUCUGGGAUUAUGAAGCAACAAAGGUCCAACCCCCCUCCUGCCAAUUCUGACAUGAGCCCACGCACCACCCAGAUGAAGGACAACUGUGACAUAGGGGAAGUGUGCCCUUGGGAGAUUUAUGACCUGACCCCUGGUCCUGUGCCUUCAGAAUCAAAGGUUCAAAAGCAUGUAUCUAUUGCAGCUUCUGAAAUGGAGAAAAACCCAACCUUUUCCUUAAAGGAGAAAUCUCAUCACAAGCCUAAGGCAACUGAACUAUGUCAGCAAUCCAAUCAGAAGAGCAUAGACAAGUCUGAGGUCUGCCCUUGGGAGAGCCAAGGUCAGACCCUUUUUGAAGAUAAGAAGCAUUUGAUUUCUAAGACUCAGGUUCCCCCAGGGAGAGCGAAAGAUGAGAAUGGUGGUCAGCAUUGUGCAGCCACUGUGUGUGCUGGGCAAUAUGAAGAACUGCCCCCCAAAGUUGUAGCAUCGAAAAUAGAGAAUGAAAAUCUCAACCAAAUAGGAGACCAGGAAAAUAAGACAUCUUCCUACAAUGCAAGUAAUAAUUUUCAGCAGCCUUUAACAUUGCGAGCUGAGGUGUGUCCUUGGGAGUUUGAGACCCCAGAUAAACCAAAUGCCGACAAUAGUGUAGCUUUACCUGCCUCUUCGACUUUAAAUGCGAAUAAGGUAGCAGGGUCUCGAAAAUAA